GCACGCUUGAAAUAGGGCGGCGGAGGUGCGCGGCGCACUCAGAUGAAGACGACGAAGAGGAGGAGAGAGAAGCCCGCCACCGAGAAGAGCAAAAGAGAAGAAGCUGCAGAUAGAGGAGCUCGGAGGAUGGCGAACCACCGCUGACACUUUGGGAAUCCAAACCACACACACGCACACACACACACACACACACACAAAAACACAUGCGGCGCUGAGAAGCAGACAGGAGUGUCACAUUUGGACUCUUUUUGCCUGCUUUUUUGCAUCUUUUUUGCCUCGGGAGUAAGACAGGGAAGCCGCCGAUGGGCAGCCUCGCUGUUUGGGUUGCGGUUCUGGCCGCCCUGUCGACCUGCAGCCAGGCCGCAGGGCACAAGAGAGGCGACGUGGACACAGCUAGCAUCCCGCAGACAUCCUUGGAAGCGCCAUCCAUGGACAGGGUCGAGGCGGUCAGGAGCAUCGAUCAAACCGUCUCUGACCCGGACAGCGCCCCCUGUCGGAGGACUUACUGCGGCCGCGGCCGCCAGUGCGUGCUGAUGGCGGCGACCGGUCGCGCGGAGUGCGUGUGCCAGGAGAAAUGCCGUCCGUCUUUCGUGCCGGUGUGCGGCUCGGACGGACGCUUCUACGAGAACCAUUGCGAGGUUUACCGCACCGCCUGUGUGGAGAGGAGGCGUGUGUACGUGGUGCACAGCAAAGACUGCUUCUUCAAAGGUAACGCAUGCACCAUGUCGGAGUACAACCGUCUGAAGAGCUUGCUGCUGGACAUUAAAACCACCCCUGGGAGCCCUGAAACCGAACGCAACCAGCAAAGGGACAUGGAGACUAGGCGGGCGCUGGUGGACACCAUGUUCAAAUACCUGGACGUGGACCAGGACGGACGACUAGUUGGGGAGGAACUGGAGAAGAUCUCCAUGAAAGAGCACUUGGACGACGCCUUGUUGCAUUGCACCAUGCACGACCUGCUGCGCUACGACGACUACAACAACGACGGACACCUCAGCCUGCACGAGUUCUACACCGCCUUCCACACUAAUGAGGACAGGCCAAAGAAAAUGGAUGCAUGGACAGAGGUGGUCCAGCUGAGCCUGGCGGAGGACCAGUGGGUCAGCGUCUCGGCAGUGACGGUGGGCCUGAGCGCCGUGCUCACCUGCGCCAUCCAGGGGACCCUGCGGCCGCCCGUCAUCUGGAAGAGGAACGGCGUGGUUCUCAACUUCCUGGACCUAGAGGAUAUCAAUGACUUCGGGGAUGACGGCUCGCUGUACAUCACCAAGGUGACGACCAUUCACAUGGGGAACUACAGUUGCCAUGCCUACGGAUACGAGGACCUCCACCAGACGCACGUGCUGCAGGUCAACGUGCCUCCGGUGAUCCUGGUGUACCCGGAGACGCAGGCCCAGGAGCCCGGCGUGUCUGCCAGCCUGCACUGCCACGCCGACGGCAUCCCCGAUCCCAAGCUGGUGUGGCUGAAGAACGGCGUGGAGCUGCAGCUGCGCUCUGCCAAGCAACUUUCUCUCAAAGCUAACGGCAGCGAGCUGUUCAUCGGCAGCGUCCGCUACGAGGACACUGGCGCCUACACCUGCAUCGCCAAGAAUGAGGUGGGCGUGGACGAGGACAUCUCUUCGCUGUUUGUUGAGGACUCCGCCAAGAAGACGCUUGCAAAUAUUCUGUGGCGGGAGGAAGGUCUGAGCGUGGGCAACAUGUUCUACGUGUUUUCCGACGAGGGCAUCACGCUGUUGCAGCCCAGCCAGUGCGAGAUCCGCCGGCAAAUCAAGCGCACCGACAGGAUCGUCGCCACAUACGAGGAGAUGUGCCCCAAAGGCGAGGGUCCGUCACCCCAGCGCUGCGUGUGGUCGUCGGCGGUCAACGUCCGCGAGAAGUACGUCUACGUAAGCCAGCCCCUCCAGAGCCGACUCCUGGUGGUGGACAUCCAAGCACAGCGGGUGGUGCAGGCAGUAGCCACAGAUCCGUUUCCAGUGAAGAUGCUCUACGACAAGUCACAUGACCAAGUGUGGGUGCUAACGUGGGGCGACAUGGACCGCACGCACCCAACGUUGCAGGUAAUUCCUCAAGCCAGCGUGGGUGAAGUCCAUCACGCCGUCCGCACCUCCUUCCAGCGUGUCAGCGACUUCUUCAUCCCGCCAACCAACCUCAUCAUCACUCACGUGAGGUUCGCCUUUGUCUUCCUCCAAGACGAGCCGGCGCUGCACAAGGUGGACCUGGAGACCUUCCGGCGCGUCAAGACCAUCAGCCUGAAGGACUACAGCUGCGUGCCAGCCAGCAUGGCCUACACGCAUCUGAGCGGCGUCUACUUCGUCCAGUGCCGGGGCGGAAAAGCCCAGCUCCUGGUGGACGCGGUGACCGAUGCGGUGGUGGGCCCCAACCGCGACGUCACCGGCCGGGCUUUUGUGUCGCCGGACAGCCGCUUCAUCGUGACGCCCGGCGGUGGGGGCGGCGGCGCUCGGCUGACGGUGCAAACGGUCUCCUUCCAGGGGGAGAUGCGCAUCCGACAGGAAGUCAAGGACCCCGUCGCCGCCUCGGACCUGGUCUUCCAGCCCUCCUUCGUCACGGCCAACAAAUACGUGGCGGUGGCCGCCUCGGACUCUUCUGCAGACUUGCUCUUCGCCGACCUGUCCUCGGGACACACCGAGGUCCUCCGGGGCCUCAAGGACCCGCUGGGCCCUCGGAGCUGGCCCUGGGGGGCGCCUUAUCGGGUGGUGGUCUCCAGCGGCCCGUUUGGACAGUACCUCUUGACGCCGUCGGCCGAGUCCCUCUUCGUCCUGAACGGCAAGCAAAGAACGCCGCACUGCGAGGUGUCGGACGUCACGAGGGGCAAUACCGUGGUCUGGGUUGGCGAGGUAUGAGUAAAAAAAAAUAAAAAAUAAAAACAAGAGUAUCAGUAGGACUUAACUAAAAAUGAACGGCCCGGACGCUGGUAUUUAAUAACAGAACAAGGAGGAUUCAAUGUGUUGGGUUUUCAAUGUGUUUAAAAAAAAUAAUUGUUGUGAUAGUCUCGCUGGGAGAAAGUGUCAAUGGUGUUCAAUGCGACACAAUUGUCCACGAUUGCACUUCCCUUCCGUGUUAUCACAGCAAGUUAGGUACCUGACCAGGGGUUACCACACGACGAACUAUGCACAAUGCUCACUUUUUUAGAGUAAAAAAAAGCUUUCCGAUUUUUUUUUUUCCCCCCCCGUGUGUGUUGAUCGUCUUCACCAGUGCUAACCACAAGCUGUUCUUCAGUCAAUGUCCGCAUUUAGUGUCUGUGAGUCUUUAGACGCUGUAUUAUCCCACGCCGCCUCACCUUUCAUAUACUGUCACCCGAUUCUGUUUUCAGAAACGAUGUUAGCAACUCUCCUGUUUACGUCACAGCUGCAGACCUCUGAAAUUCUACUAAAGGCUGUGAGCAUUUGAAUGCACUUUUACUAUGACAUCUAGCUAGAAAAGUAGCAAAUCAACGUGGAAUACAAAUGAUUCAAAUCAAAAGCGAUCCUUUAUGUAUCCCAUACAUAAAUCAAGUUAAAAAAAAAAAGUCGUUUAGGGGUUGAACCUUUUAGUUGACGAGUCGACUUUACCACAGUGACGUUUAACAUUUGAAGCCGACUCAUCGCAAAGCACGUGUUUUUGGCGUCUCGUCUCCCAAUCGGCCAAUUUACAGAGGACUUUCAACGCGCCCGUAAGCUGCCAUCGCGAGACUAAAACGCACUGACGCAGAAAAUAUCCGUUCAACAAGGCGACAGUGUUCAUCCGUCAGCGCGGGUCAGAGAGUACAAAAAUAAGCUCGUUGUGGAAAAGCGGAGCUAGCUUUGGCUAUUACGCUCGCCGCUCGUCCUAAAAAAUUUAUUGUGGUACCUCGGGACCGUCGGCGAGGAGCGAGGGCAGCGGGGUGAAGUGAGACUACAUCAUGGUCACCAAAAUGUUGUAAUAAUGCACAGACAACAACUGUGUGCUAACGAGAACUUUAGCCAUUAUAGGUCUAACAAUAUCGCUUACUUGAUCGCACGCUUUACGAUUUGCUAAAAAGACAAACUUUUCGACAAAUACUCACAGCCUCACGUUUUUUGAAUUUGAGCAACUUAUCAGCAAGACGUUGUCCAAAAAGAAGUCGUGCUUAUUACCGACAAAUUCUCAACAAUGUGUAAACGGCAAAGUGUGUCCGGACUGAAUCUUGAGUUGUGGCUCUCGUGGUUGAUUUAGGCUGCUAAGCUUAGUCUGAGGGUUCACUCUUGGCAGCUAGAGGUAGCGUAUAUAUAUCUCUUGAUCUACGAAUUCAAUUCUGCGUAUGGAGUAGAGACAGCUGUGAGACAUGCAUGCCAUCGAAAUCAGUUGUCCGCCAUAUACCUCUCUCUCAGUGACCUUCAUAGUCGUUUGACAGUUAGUCAUGUUAAAAAAAAAAAAAAGAAAAAAAUGAAAAA
Phycodurus eques (leafy seadragon) is the source of this 4406-nucleotide messenger RNA. It is a transcript of the gene fstl4, whose product is annotated as follistatin-like 4. The coding region runs from base 303 to 2858 and encodes 851 amino acids. The transcript has 17 exons. The record is from RefSeq and is a predicted model, not a curated record. Gene Ontology annotation, molecular function: cell-cell adhesion mediator activity; calcium ion binding. Gene Ontology annotation, cellular component: axon; plasma membrane. Lineage: Eukaryota; Metazoa; Chordata; Actinopteri; Syngnathiformes; Syngnathidae. Gene Ontology annotation, biological process: regulation of BMP signaling pathway; dendrite self-avoidance; axon guidance.